Tribolium madens (black flour beetle) is the source of this 1797-nucleotide messenger RNA. RefSeq lists its product as uncharacterized. NCBI's taxonomy places the organism in Eukaryota, Metazoa, Arthropoda, Insecta, Coleoptera, Tenebrionidae. Bases 649 to 1752 code for a protein of 367 amino acids. The transcript is spliced from 3 exons. Gene Ontology annotation, biological process: positive regulation of Notch signaling pathway. Gene Ontology annotation, cellular component: nucleus. The record is from RefSeq and is a predicted model, not a curated record.
AACUGAAAAAUGCUGAUUAGAAAUGUGACACGAAUUGAAAAUUCUCCAUGGUUAUUGCAAAAAUUAACAUACAGUGUGGCAAAAGUGGUGUUUGAUUAAUAACACUGAAGGUUGAUUGAGGUCAAACUCAUUUGAACCCCUUUUUUUUAAUUAAAAAACAACAGGAAAUUAGUAAAUUACUUGCCUUUUACGAAAACAGGUAUCUAAAUGCGAUGUUUUAUUAUCUAAUCGCAAUUUACUGCGAGCCUUGAACAAAUAAAAAACAAAUAAAUUAUAACAAAAUUUUAAUUUUCGAAACGAAAAGUCAAUUAAGUAAUGGUUUUAUUGAGAUUUUGACAGUCAUGCUUGUUUUACAGUUAUCUUUUAAUCACGUCCUUGGGUGUGACCUUCGCCCCUUUAACUGCUCCCCCAAUUUCUAACCUCACUUUUUGUCAUGUGUCAACCUAACCUCAAAUUUAUCACGAUGUUUUAUUUUUUACUGAUUUCGCUAAAAUAUCGCUGAUAAUUCAUUAAAUUCACAAUUUGACUAAUAAAAAUUGCGUUUAUUGAUACACAACUUUGAAAGUGGUGUUUUCGGUGUAAAAAUGUGAAUUUUUAUGUUAGAGUCAAGGUGAAGUUGCGAGAAGACAGGUUUUAUAGGAAAAAACGAUGGAUUUGUGGAAUGCAAAAAAUUUGAAACCCCCACCCAUCAUUAGUUGCAAAAUCAGCAUCAAGGAAAUAGAUAUUCGCCUGUUGAAAAUCACACUAACCGACGCCGUGGAGUUCUUCGAGAGCCAGCAGCACCUCAGCGUGGAGGCAGCCCUCCUCUCGCGCACCGUCUACCGCCUCAAAAUGAAAUUUCGCUCCUCAAAAGACUUCAAAGCCGUCGAGAAACUAAGCCGUGUUUUGCGCACUUAUCUCCAAAUGCAGUUCGCCACGACCCUCAAAUACGUCCUUGACACGAUCCCCCCGAACUACAAAGUCCUUAAGACGUUUUUCCUGACCAAAAACAUGAUCGAUUUCCUCCUCGUCCGAAUCCAGGGCUUGGGGAAGACUCUGUGUCGCGUUUUGGACACUUGCAAGGUGGUUUCGGAGCUGACCUUGCAGAGGUUUCGCUUGGGGCACUUUUGGAAAAUCGCCGCGAUCAUUUAUGCAAUCACAGCGCGGAUUUUCGUCAUCACUCGAGGCAUUUUUCGGUUUGUUUGCGAGCUGUAUGGGACUUUGUUGCCGUUUUCGGGGACUUUGAACAACACGGGGACGGUGUGGUUGCCCGAGGGGUACGUUUUCCCCCCCAAAUUGGAGGAGUGGCUGGGGGCGGAGUGGCUCAAUUUGGAGGAAAACGUGAUUGAGAUUCCUGAUGAUGAGCCAAGCGCCGCCUUCUUCAAGUUAAUGGACGAUUCUGAGGAUGAGGUGGAGUUUUGCGACGAGUAUAUUGUCGUAAAUGACGAACCCUCAAUUGAGGAAAUCAGAGAUUCCGAUGUGGAGGUGUGUGGGGAGGAGGAUGAGGUUGAUGUGGGGGAAUUGGUCAUUGUUUGUGAAAAUAAAGAAAAGGCAAAGAGUUGGGACAGUAAUGAGGAAGUUGAUGUCGGGGAUCUUGUGAUAGUUUGCAACAAUUCGGAAAAUUGCAAGAAAAACGAGAAAAGGAGUGUGAAACGCAAGGGAAGCUCAAGUAGUUUAAUUGUAAUCAAUGACAGCGAGUCAGAGAUCGCAAAUCAGAAUGAACCCAAACGCAAGAAGCGGAAACGCAACCGCAAGAGGCAAAUGAAUGCCUAAAUUACCAAAUGUGUAUUUUUCACAAAUAAAAUUCAUUUUUGUUAA